Aspergillus eucalypticola CBS 122712 is the source of this 626-nucleotide messenger RNA. RefSeq lists its product as uncharacterized. The record is from RefSeq and is a predicted model, not a curated record. Lineage: Eukaryota; Fungi; Ascomycota; Eurotiomycetes; Eurotiales; Aspergillaceae. The coding region runs from base 203 to 550 and encodes 115 amino acids. The transcript has a single exon.
UGAGCAUGGUUAUAAUGCAACCUCGGCUCAUACACCCUAAAAGUGGUACUGGACUCGCCCAUCGCAGUUUGACUUGGGGGAAGGGUUGGUUGCUUUUUUCGUCUGACUUUUGCGCAGCGCGAUCGGCAAAAGUUCUGGCAACCGACUUUAAUUAGUAGAGAAAGUAUCCUUUAGAGGUUUAACCAGCCAAGUGUCUGUAUAUAUGCAGCUUUGGGUUGAACAUGGCCAGCUGACCGGGACAAGAGGGCGAUCGGCAUUGACCGCAGCUGAAGGUUCUGCUAUCGCUCGCUCGGACACCAUCUGGCGCAAAACGAUCCAAUCAGGAGCUAGAUGUUUCUUCUUCCUUCCAAGUGUAGGUGAGCCAUGGCCAUGGUUAUUCAUUCCACAAUGCUUGUCGUGUAUUGGCCUUGUCUUGGGAGCAUCCGCUGGAAUUCUCACCCCCAUCUUUGUCUGGACUAAAUCCUUUAAGGCUGGCGUCCGCGGCCACUGGCCAGACCUUCUCUCUUGGGAUAGAACUCCGUACGUUUGGGCACAAGAAUCCACGCACUAACUGUGUUCGUCAUCGCUGGGCCUCGUCCAGACCAUGCCACUGUGGAUGCAAGAGGAGUAUCUAUCUGCAAACGUGG